Molecule: messenger RNA, 2929 nt
Organism: Brienomyrus brachyistius
Lineage: Eukaryota; Metazoa; Chordata; Actinopteri; Osteoglossiformes; Mormyridae
Gene: septin5a
Product: septin 5a
Exons: 11
Coding region: 311-1441 (376 amino acids)
Biological process (GO): cytoskeleton-dependent cytokinesis; regulation of exocytosis
Cellular component (GO): cell division site; synaptic vesicle; septin ring
Molecular function (GO): GTP binding; GTPase activity; molecular adaptor activity
Source: RefSeq, a predicted model, not a curated record
UUACUCUUUUUGUCCCUCUAUACUUUUUCCAUCCCCCUUUUCCCUUGUCUUACUCUUGCCGCCUCCCUUGAAGCUCCACCCUGACCUGGUCAGGGCAGGCUACAGGAAACAGUUGUGAUGUAUGAGUCCUAGGCUCCUGCAGAACAUGCCAGAACACGAGGCAACAGCAGCCCUUAAGGGAGAGAGGUAGAGAGAGAGUAGGAGGGGGAGGUGGUUUCCGUUUCAUUCCUCUAGUAAAUCUAUUCUUGGCAGCACCAUUGCUCCUCCUGUUGCGGAGCUUCUGCCUCUCUGUCUGUGUGCUCCGUCUGAGAUGGAUGCCAUCAUGCUGCAGGAGAAACUCGCGGAGCGUCUGCUGUCCCCCAGAGUGAGGACAACAAGGCUGAAGGACAAGCAGUAUGUGGGAUUCGCCACCCUCCCCAACCAAGUACACAGGAAGUCUGUGAAGAAGGGCUUUGACUUCACUCUCAUGGUGGCAGGGGAGUCUGGAUUAGGGAAGUCCACUCUGGUGAAUAGCCUGUUCCUCACUGACCUGUACAAAGACCGCAAGCUUUUGAAUGCUGAGGAGCGUAUCAGUCAGACGGUGGAGAUCAUCAAGCACACAGUGGAUAUUGAGGAGAAGGGAGUAAAGCUGAAACUGACCAUUGUAGACACUCCCGGAUUUGGAGACGCUGUUAACAACAAUAAGUGCUGGAAGCCAAUCACAGACUACAUUGAUCAGCAAUUCGAGCAGUAUUUCCGAGACGAGAGCGGCCUCAACAGGAAGAACAUUCUGGAUAACCGAGUGCACUGCUGCCUAUACUUCAUCGCACCAUUCGGUCACGGCUUAAGGCCUGUGGAUGUGGAGUUCAUGAAGGCUCUUCAUGAGAAGGUGAACGUGGUGCCUCUCAUUGCCAAGGCAGACUGUCUGACGCCAAAUGAGAUCAAGAAGCUGAAGGACAGGAUACGGGAAGAGAUUGACAAAUUUGGGAUCAAAGUGUACCAGUUUCCAGACUGUGAUUCAGAUGAGGACGAUGAGUUUAAGCAGCAAGACAAAGAACUAAAAGAGAGCACCCCCUUUGCUGUGAUUGGGAGCAAUACGGUAGUGGAGGCCAGAGGUCAGCGGGUGCGAGGGAGACUGUACCCCUGGGGCAUUGUGGAAGUGGAAAACCAAUCGCAUUGUGACUUUGUGAAGCUGCGAAACAUGCUGAUCCGAACACACAUGCAUGACCUAAAGGAUGUGACAUGUGACGUGCACUAUGAAAACUACAGAGCCCAGUGCAUACAGCAGAUGACCAGUAAAUUGGCCCAGGAUAAUCGCAUGGACAGCCCAAUACCCAUCCUGCCCCUGCCCACCCCAGAUGUGGAGACGGAGAAGCUGAUUAAGAUGAAGGAUGAGGAGCUGAAGAGGAUGCAGGAGAUGAUUCAGAAGAUGCAACAGCAAAUGCAUGAGCAGGAUCAGUGAUUUUUUUGUUUUGAGUUCAAAAUGCUAGAAAGCGCAGUAGUGCAAAGGACCCUUCUUUCCAAACUAGCAGUUUUUCUUAAGGUCACUAAACUAUGUUAUUUACAUUAUAAAAAUGAAUGCCCACAAAAAUAUCUAAUGUGUAUAUAGCUAUAUAGGACUUCUUUGCUGUUCAGUGAAUGGGCCUGUAAAAUUGUGAUAUCCACUGGUCUGUGUGGCACUAUGCAGGAGCAUGAUUAAUGUGCUGUUUAGGAGUUCAUGGUUUUUUAAAGUCUACUUGAUGUUCAUUUAAAACCUAUUAAUAAUAUUAACAGAAUUAACAUGGUGUAAUAUUUAAAAGAUUGUAUUUAUGAAUAUGACUUUUUAAGUUUGUCCAAGCUGUUGAUACAAUUUAUGAUGUUAACAUUAUAUUCUCUACAUGUUUCAUGACUGUUUUUCAGGGUGAUUGUGAGUGAGAGUGUUGCAUUGAUAUGGAUUUUCUGGAAUCCCUGUGGAACUUGAUCCACAAUCUUGAACAGAAUUAAUUGCAUUCCAAGAAACAGGACAUUUACAGAAUUAUUUUGAUGCUGGUCAUGAUUAGUCUGUGAGUUGUACUACUUGUGUUCAUGCCAGUCAGUUAAUUUCUGGAUAUUGUAUGUGAGUGUUUCUUUAAGAUCCACUUCCCAGUAGUAUCUGCUUCAUUAAAAAGCUGAACAAAAAGGAAACUCUCUUCCAAGGAUAAAAGAGGUAUAGGUUAUACAAGCCAACAGAGCAGGUAGGUGUGCUAACGACAACAGGUAUUCGAUCUAGUCAAUAAUCAGUUUAAAAAUAAUAACAAAAGAAAUAAUUAUUCAUCGAGUCAUGUGAUAUCCCCUGGUAUGAGGUAUUAGUCAGAAUACUUUUUCAGAUUUCUUGUGAAUGCGAUAUUUUUUUUUUUUACUGAAAUGGCAACUCUCAUCUUAGUGUACUAUUACACAUCCACAUAAUAGCCAAUGGAAAUGAAGAAACGCAGGUUGUAAGUGCCUGUCAUUAUUUCAAGAGGAAGCGCACUUCCUGUACUUUAAUCAUAAUACUUUUGUGUGUUUUUGUAUUUAAACUAUUUAAAUAAAUAGAAACUGAGAUACAUGCAGAGCAGCAAAAAACAUUGUCAGGAAUUAUUUUCUUAAGAUUCUGAUUGGUCAGAAUAGACUGUAUUUUAUGUUCCUGCUUGGCUUCCAGACUUUAAAAUUGUGUAUACUAAAUAAUUUUUGGAAAGAUUUACAGACCCACCAAGUAAAUUAUCCAGGUACGUGUGGAAAUGUGAGUGAGCAUUGUAUAGGAGAUGACAACAUGCUUAUGCGUGUGUAUGCAUAUCCGUGUGUGUGUUUAGAGCCCCUUUGUACACACUUCACUGUAUAUGAGCUGUGCAAUCCACUUUUGUUAGUGGACCACGUUGCUUAUUUUAGUGUUACCGCUUUGUUCAUGUGAAACUCAUACACACAUGAUGACUAUGAAUUAAAACUCAUACACCAA